UUUUUUUUUUGCAAAGGAGGGAAAAUUAAAUUAUUUUUGCAAAAAGAGAGAAAAAUUUUCCGGGAAAUUCAUCGUUCAUAUCCGCGAAAUCGUCUAUCGUGAUUGCUGACUGGCCGUAUAAAUCUUCCGUUCAAUCGCUCUCAAACAGAAGACGGCCUCAUUCGCUUCAAUUUCGUUUUGAUUUCCGCUUCUUUGCUGAUAACCAGAGAGAGAAGGAAGACGAGUCUGCUUAGCAAAAGCUACUCGAUCAUGGCGAAGCCUACAGUCACCAUGGAGGUCGGAAAUGAUGGCGUUGCUGUGAUCACUAUGUCGAAUCCUCCUGUAAACGCUCUAGCCGUUACCAUAAUUGCCGACUUGAAGGUGAGAUUUGACGAAGCGAUGGGGAGAAAUGAUGUGCGAGCUAUCGUUUUGACUGGCAAAGGAGGAAGGUUCUCCGGUGGAUUUGACAUCAACGUUUUUGAAAAGAUUCACAAGACUGGGGACUUAUCUGCCAUGCCCGAUGUCUCUGUUGAGCUUGUAGUCAACACAAUGGAAGAUGGCAAGAAGCCAAUUGUUGCUGCCAUCCAAGGACUUGCUUUGGGGGGAGGGUUAGAAUUGGCUUUGGGAAGCCAUGCACGUAUUGCUGCACCCAAAGCUCAACUUGGUUUACCUGAGUUGACACUUGGAGUAAUUCCAGGGUUUGGAGGCACUCAACGACUUCCCAGACUUGUAGGUCUGUCAAAAGCUGUUGAAAUGAUGCUGUUAUCUAAAUCAAUCACAUCUGAAGAAGGAAAGAAGCUAGGUCUUAUUGAUGCCAUUGUUAGUCCAAAUGAGUUGCUGAAAGUAUCUCGAAAGUGGGCUUUAGAAAUUGCUGAGAGACGCAGACCAUGGAUCCGUUCCCUUCACAGGACAGACAAAAUUGGGUCCCUGGCUGAAGCUCGGGUGGUAUUAAAAUCUGCCAGACAGCAAGCAAAAAGGAUAGCUCCUAACAUGCCACAGCACCUUGCUUGUAUUGAUGUUAUUGAAGAAGGAAUAAUUAAUGGAGGAUAUAGUGGAGUUCUAAAGGAGGCAAAAGUAUUCAAGGAACUUGUAGUAACGGACACUUCAAAGGGUCUUGUUCACGUCUUUUUUGCCCAGCGUGCAAUAUCAAAGGUACCAAAUGUAACAGAUCGUGGCCUUAAACCAAGACAAGUGAAGAAAGUUGCUGUUAUCGGGGGUGGUUUAAUGGGUUCUGGCAUAGCAACAGCUCUUAUUUUAAGCAACAUUGACGUUGUUCUCAAAGAAAUCAAUGCUGAAUAUCUUCAAAAGGGAAUAAAAAUGAUUGAAGGAAAUAUUCGAGGCUUAGUAGCGAAAGGCAAGCUGUCACAAGAUAAGGCAGACAAAGCUCUUUUGAUUCUUAAAGGUGCAUUGGAUUAUUCAGACUUCAAAGAUGUGGAUAUGGUGAUUGAGGCUGUCAUUGAGAAUGUCCCCCUUAAACAAAAAAUAUUUAGUGAACUCGAAAAAGUAUGCCCUCCCCACUGCAUAUUAGCCACAAAUACCUCUACUAUCGACCUCAAUCUAGUUGGAGAGAAAACCAGCUCCCUGGAUCGAAUCAUUGGAGCACAUUUUUUCAGCCCUGCUCACAUAAUGCCACUUCUAGAGAUUGUACGGACGGAAAUGACUUCUCCACAAGUGAUUCUUGAUCUUAUGACCGUUGGAAAACUCAUAAAGAAGGUUCCUGUUGUUGUGGGCAACUGCACUGGAUUUGCAGUCAAUCGUGCAUUUUUUCCAUAUGCUCAGGCUGCACAUCUUUUGGUCCACUUAGGUGUAGACCCAUUCAGAAUUGACCGGGUGAUCACCAGUUUUGGCCUCCCCUUGGGCCCUUUCCAGCUUCAGGAUUUAAGUGGAUAUGGAGUAGCAACUGCAGUACGGAAAGAAUUCUCCAGUUCCUUUCCUGAUCGAGUUUUCCUCUCACCAUUGAUUGACUUACUUAGGAAAAAUGGACGCGAUGGUAAAAACAACGGUCGUGGUUUCUACACUUAUGAGAAAGGAAGCAGACCAAAGCCCGACCCUUCGAUUUUACCGAUUGUUGAGGAGUCUAGGCGCAUUGUCAACCUUAUUCCGAGUGGAAAGCCUAUAGCGAUUACUGAUCAGCAAAUUUUGGAAAUGGUACUCUUUCCUGUGGUAAAUGAGGGAUGUCGUGUGGUGGAUGAAGGAGUCGUCAUUAGGCCGUCAGACCUCAAUGUUGCGGCUGUUCUUGGAAUGAGCUUUCCUUCCUACCGUGGCGGUCUCCUCUUUUGGGCAGACUUGGUUGGGCCUAAACAUGUAUAUGCAAGUCUCAAGAAAUGGUCAGAACAAUAUGGUGAUUUCUUCAAACCCUCCAAAUAUUUACAAGAAAGAGCAGCAAAAGGCAUUCCUCUGAGUAAACCCGUUUCGGAAAACGCAGCGUCGAGAUCCCGUCUCUAAGCAAAUAGUUCUGCAAAAUAAAUAUUGGCGUGGCAGUAUCAGCUUCCCUCUCUUAGACCUCAGAAAUCUCCUAUUUGCAAGAGUACCAAUAAAGGCGUUGGAAUGGUUUGCUUUGCUUUAGUGUUUCCAAAUGUAAUCUUAGGUUAGAAAUGGAAGAAUCAAUCUGUAAAAAUUGCAGCUGAUAUAGGCUGCUGCCAUUUAUAGUUAUGGAUGAUCCUUCAACUUUAGUUUGGAAUAAUAUUUCUUUUCCAUUGUCCCAUAAAAUUUCCUUCAGCUUCUAAGUCUGAAUUUGAACUUCCAACUUAAAAAAGUGAUUAAGUUGUUCUGUUA
Messenger RNA from Momordica charantia (bitter melon), 2754 nucleotides. It is a transcript of the gene AIM1, whose product is annotated as Enoyl-CoA hydratase/isomerase family. The record is from RefSeq and is a predicted model, not a curated record. Gene Ontology annotation, molecular function: (3S)-3-hydroxyacyl-CoA dehydrogenase (NAD+) activity; NAD+ binding. Gene Ontology annotation, biological process: fatty acid beta-oxidation. Lineage: Eukaryota; Viridiplantae; Streptophyta; Magnoliopsida; Cucurbitales; Cucurbitaceae. Gene Ontology annotation, cellular component: peroxisome.